Molecule: messenger RNA, 869 nt
Organism: Pistacia vera
Lineage: Eukaryota; Viridiplantae; Streptophyta; Magnoliopsida; Sapindales; Anacardiaceae
Product: B-box zinc finger protein 20-like
Exons: 3
Coding region: 13-846 (277 amino acids)
Biological process (GO): photomorphogenesis; regulation of DNA-templated transcription
Cellular component (GO): nucleus
Molecular function (GO): zinc ion binding
Source: RefSeq, a predicted model, not a curated record
UUGAGAAUAAUAAUGAAGAUUAGGUGUGAUGUUUGUGACAAAGAAGAAGCCUCUGUGUUUUGUUCAGCUGAUGAAGCUGCUCUUUGUCAUGGCUGUGAUGGUAGAGUUCACCAUGCAAAUAAACUAGCCAGUAAACAUCUGCGUUUCUCUCUUUUUAACCCCAGUUUCAAAGACUCCCCUCUCUGUGAUAUCUGCCAGGAGAGACGUGCCUUACUGUUUUGUCAAGAAAAUAGGGCCAUUCUUUGCAGAGACUGUGAUAUAUCAAUUCAUAAAGCCAAUGAACACACCAAGAAACACAACAGGUUUCUUCUCACUGGUAUUAAACUUACUGCUUCUUCUUCUUCAUAUCCAACCUCCUCAUCAUCUAAUUGUUGCGAUACCAUAACAACAACAACAACAUCGAAAACCAUGAACAAAAGUAGUGCUUCAGUUUCUAAUUUGAUACCAUCAACACCAUACAAGGUUGAAGAUAACAAUCAAAUAAGCGAUAAUUGUUCAGUUUCAACCAGUAGCAUAUCUGAGUUUUUAAUGGAGACAUUACCCGGCUGGUGUGUUGAAGAUUUUCUUGAUCCCUCUUCAUCUGCAGCUUCAAAUGUUAUGUGUAAGACUUCUGAUAAGUUUUUGUCAUUUGGGGAAGAAGAUCAUUCAGCAAUCUGGGUGCCUGAAGUUUUUGUUCAGUCCCCUCAAGUUCCAUUGUAUUGUCCCCAAAAUGGCUUCACAGAUGGAUUAUUCAAGGAGUCAACAGAAGCUAACAGCUUCAAAUUUAGCAGAAAAUGGUAUGAUAAUGGCUUCACAGUUCCUCACAUCAGUACUCAACCAUUCAAGAAGCCCAGAUACAGUAGGUAGAAUUUCAUACCAUAUGUUUUGUU